Onychostruthus taczanowskii (white-rumped snowfinch) is the source of this 1218-nucleotide messenger RNA. It is a transcript of the gene DNAAF3, whose product is annotated as dynein axonemal assembly factor 3. Lineage: Eukaryota; Metazoa; Chordata; Aves; Passeriformes; Passeridae. The record is from RefSeq and is a predicted model, not a curated record. The annotation marks the transcript as partial. The transcript is spliced from 7 exons. Gene Ontology annotation, biological process: motile cilium assembly; axonemal dynein complex assembly.
GAGGCGUGGUCAUGCUAAUAAGAUGUGGGUGUGGUCAUGCUAGUUUGGGGCGGGGUUAUGUUAAUGAGACGUGGGCGUGGUAUUGUCGGUAUUACCCUGGCAACCGCGUCCCGGUGGGCGGGGUUUCCCCACCACUCUCUCUUCUCAUUGGUCCGCUGCCGUUUCCCGCCGCUGUUCUCGCUCCUGAUUGGUCAGCGGCGUUGCCGGGCUCCGUGAGGGCUCCGUGAGGGCUCUGCCAUGGCGGCGGCGCUGGAGGACGCCGUGGGCACCGUGUGCUGGUGGGGGCUGUCCCCGGCCAUCGAUCUCCGCCUGCACCUCCCGCCGGGACCGGAGGCCUCGGUGCUGCUGGUGGGGGCGGCCGAGGGCCGGCACCUGCUGAUGACGGCGGCCCGGGCCCGCCGGGGACCCCCCCGCGACAUCACGCUCUUCGUGGUCGAGCAGAGCCCCGAGCCCGUGGCUCGCCAGCUCCUGUUCCUGCUGCUGGCGCUGGAAGCACCGGAGCGGCCCCCGGUGUCCCUAAUGACCCCCCCCGCCCGCGCCGCCGCCGUGCUGGAGCUGCUGGGCUCGGGCUCGCUGGGGCCGGGCACGGCGGCGCUGCUGCGCGGGGCCGCGGGCCGCCUCCGCCGCUGGCUGCGGGCGGAACCGGACCCGCACCGGCACCGGGACACCGAGCGCCACGGGCCCGCCGACCUGCGCCUCAUGAAGUGCCGGGACCGGGACGCUCUCGAGGCGGUUCUGCGGCGCUGGGAGCGGGCGGUGCCGGGCCCGGGGGCGGUACCGGAGACAGAACCGGGCCCGGGGGCGGUACCGGAGGCCGAAGCGGGGCCGGUACCGGGGCCCCCGGGCUGGGACCGGCGGCUGCGGCGGCGCCUCGGGGCCCGUUACGAGUCCCGGGCGGCGGUGGCGGAUUGGGAGCUGCGGAUGGCGCUGCACCCGCGGGGGGCCACCUCGCUGUCCCCGGCCGAGUUCGGGCGCUGGCGAGAGAGCGGCGACGCCUUCGGGGGAGGGGGCGCGACCCCCAACCCAACGGUGCUGAGCGACCCCCGGCCCCGCGCCGUGAGUGAACGCCCCGGUGUCCCCAAGGCCCCCCCCGGUGUCCCCAAGGCCACCUCGCUGUCCCCGGCCGAGUUCGGGCGCUGGCGAGAGAGCGGCGACGCCUUCGGGGGAGGGGGCGCGACCCCCAACCCAACGGUGCUGAGCGACCCCCGGCCCCGCGCC